Messenger RNA from Caenorhabditis auriculariae, 5694 nucleotides. The record is from the annotation of a GenBank genome assembly. NCBI's taxonomy places the organism in Eukaryota, Metazoa, Nematoda, Chromadorea, Rhabditida, Rhabditidae.
AUGAGCACUUUGGGCGAGAGCUUGCAGCUGAAACACGCCCAAUUUGCAGAGGUUCUUUUUCUUGUCCUUACAAAUUUUUGAAAUGAAUUUUCAGAAUAAUUAUAUGAACCAUGGCGGUCAUCCUCACAUGCAACUGAUGCACCCGUGGCAGCAGUCCAUGGUUUUUGGGUACAAGGUUCGUUUUUCGGCAAUUUUCCUUAGUAUUUGCACUUCAAAGAAUGUUUGAAGAUUACUUUGAGAAUGAGAGUGGUUACUUAAGCACUAUUCAUAUUGUUUCGCCCCGAAACCUUAUUUGUGAAGAACCUGAAGGGACUAAAUCAAGCUCAAAAGAUUAUUAAGAAAAAAUUGACUUUUUCUCUCCAGUCUUCCAUUCAAGUGACCGCUGCAAUCUCUGUAAAAAAGUGCUGGAUUUUAACCUUUUCAUUUCAGUUUGUGAGGAGAGAAAUUCUUAAAGGACCACUUGACUUUUUCCGCAGAACGGCAGUGAAAUGAGUGAUGUGAAAACCGAUAACUUUAAUUUCAUCAUCCCAGUAGAAUCACCGUCUAACCUGUUGCUCUCAAGUUACACACGUUCAAGAGCGAGAGAGAGAACAUCGUAAAUUUGGGCCCUUUCGAGAAAAACUUCUUCUCGCUUCGUCUGAUGAUGAAGCUUCAGUUGUUACAACUCCUUCUGAUUCCAUUGUUCUUUUUCUCGACGCGAGAAAAGAAACAAGCCCAUAGCAACAAACAGUCGAAUGAUGUUCGGCUUAUUGCGGCGUGGUUUUUGAUUCAAAAAAAGUCUACUCCUCGUUUUCUGAGAAUUUACAAAAAAAGGGAAAUUUUUGAAGAAUCAGUGUGAAAAUUAUUGAUGCUCUCGUACUCCUCGAAUUUUGAAUGUAUAUAGAACUAGAAAAAAAAGCCUGGGAACUUUGAAGUGCUCCCUAUAGGGACUGUGAAACAUUUUGAGCAUUGCCUAUUGGACCCUAAAACUAAAGCGCCAUAAAGUUUUAAAGUUUCAGUUGACCGCUCAGAAAGCAUUAUAGGGGCCACUGAUGUUUUAAACCCUAAGGGGACCUUAAAAUUUCCUCCUAUAGUGGUCCUAAAAAAGAACGAAAUGCUAUGGGGACCCUACGCUCUGUAAAGCAAUCUGAAGCUUUAGGGUUUUCUUUGACUGCGCUUUGAACCUUUUUUGAACCCCAUAGGAACCAAAAAACGCCCCUAGAUUGGCCCUUAGAACAGCAAAAUCCUAUAGAGACCCGAUAGAAAUUCCUCAGAUGUUCGACUUUUUUGAGAUAACUUCGAAUUUUUUCAAGAACUUUUUCGCCUUGUGAGGAGUGUGCGCCGUCGCACAGCUGGAGAGCUCCUUGAAGGCUAUUUUAUCACAAGAAAAGACCUUGAUAAUGAUAAAUCGCCCAGAAAGUUCGAGAAGAACACGGAAAGUUACCGAGAAAGAAUUUCAAAAACACCUGUGAAAAAAAAUAAAUCUACGACCAAAUAUCAAGAAAAAAAUCUCAUUUGAUCGCGUCAUAAGCUUCUAAAUUGCAAUUUGAACUGUAUAAAUGAGCGAGUUCUUUAUAUUAUUAUGGAAUCAGGAAUCAAAUUUCAAAAUACUAGAUUUUUAUUUAUAGCUCAGUCUCCACGAUUUUCUGAAAACAAAAAUGAUGAUUUCUUGUUUUAUUUUCAUUUUUUUUCCUCGAUUUGUUUUUUAUCCCAGCAAGGAGCAUUUAACAUGAGCAAUACGGUUAUAAGAUGAGUAAAUUUUAUCCAGAGCUCGUGCGGCCUUCAGAUUGAAAUCGUAACAGAUCGAGAUUUGAUGAAAACAUUUCAAAAAUUAAAAAUAAGGUAUAAUACCGUUAUUCUGCUUUUUCUACUAUUAUCGGGGCACGACCCUGAUUUUCCAAAAAAAAAAAAUCGAAAGCAUCGAAAAAGUAGAAGAUUUUCCGUGUGAAGGCUGUGUUGAGGACCACCCGCUGCGAAUUUUUCCUUCCAUUUUUUUUCGUCUUGCGUCCCCCAGGUCUUUCUUGAUAUAUUGCGAACGCGCGACACCUUCUUCACAUAUUUUUCAACACAAAACGUCUGACUUUUGAAAUUGAGUACCGUUUUUUAUUUUCCACUGAACUCGUGGUUAGAUGGCUAUGACAUUUCGAAAGCCGCUGGUGGGUUUUUUGGAAAAUUUUUAAGGAUUUUAACAAUUUCUGCGGAUAGUCAUGCUUGCAAAAUAUCGAAGUGUCGGUCAGUUCUACAAGAAAAGGUCUUGGAACGAUAAAGUACAUCAAUAUACGGACUUUUCUGGGGAUAACUACUGAUUCAGUGUCUGAGAUGAAGCCAUAACUUUGUCUCUUAUUCUAUAGUUUUGUUGCUCAUCCUAUAGCUUUUUUUUGCUAUUUCUGGGUUGUCUGUUUGUGACUCAGAACUUGUGAGUAGAAAAUAAGUUAGAAACCGUAACCUUCAAUUUUCGUUUUGAUUUUCGCGUCGGGACCUUUUUGUUGAACUUAUCUGGUUUCUUGAGAAGUCAUGUUUUUUUCGACUCCAAACCUUUUAUAAAAUUUCUCAACCUUUUAUAAAAUUGGCUUAAAAUUUCUUUUUUCAAAUUUGAAGGCGCAAAAAAAUGUGUCUAUACGCCCGCAAGGAUUUUUGAAUAGCUUGAAACACAAAAAAAACUUCCUAAGGGAAACUUCAGUAUUUUGCAGAACGGACCCCAGCCUCUGCAGCCGAAACAAUCUUCGACGCCCUACACGGAUGCGACCAACUGCAAGAAGAGCUCCAAUCACAUCAAGAGGCCCAUGAACGCCUUCAUGGUCUGGUCGCAGCUCGAGAGGCGUAAAAUCUGCGAGCAUCAGCCGGACAUGCACAACGCCGAGAUCAGCAAGCAGGUAGGAGCUGCUUUCAAACUAGAAGCGGCUCAACGCGUAGUGACGUCAUAUUCUUCCGAAAAUGACGUCAUUUUUAGCUUGGAUCAAGAUGGCGGCAACUGACCGAGGAGCAGAAGGCGCCGUUUGUUGCUGAAGCCGAGAGGCUGAGGAUCAUGCACAUGCAGGUAUGAGCUAACAUGAGCAAUUCUUUAUGCGAAUGACGUUAUGGAUCUAAGUUCAGCUAAAUUAUGACGUCGUGAUGAUUCCUAAAAAAAAAUUGAUUUAAUUUGAAGCGAAUUUCCCGAAUGGAGGUGACGCCUUUGAAUUUUUUUCAACUACUGAAAAAAGAACAUGAUUGCAAGCGAAAAAUCAAAAAUCGUAGCGCAAAACUUGAAGUUUAUUAAAAUAACGUCAUUAAUGAGUGAAUGUGAGCGAUGAAAAAUGUUAUGACGGUAUAAUAUCCUUCCAGGAGUACCCUGACUACAAGUACAAGCCGAGGAAGAAGCCGAAAAAGAAUCCGGACGGUACGAUCCAGCAGCCGCCGCCGCCAGUUGGACCGGUCAAUUCGGCCGGAACUUCGCCUCCUUCUCCAAGACAGAGGGGCCAGAAAAGGUGUCAUUUUAGUGGCAUUCCAUUCAGUGACUUUAAGAAAACUAUAUUUUUCGCAAAUUUACUUUCGGGAUUUCAGACAAAUGAACUCGGGGAACAAUGGCUCGGAAGAGUCGUAUCCGUUGGGCAAGGCGAUGAAGGUGAGAAAUAGUCGAUUCUUAGCCUUUCAUGAAUUCCUGGGCGGUGCCUAUUCUUUAAUUUUUUAUGUUGUGCUCAAAGUAGUCUAAAUGGAAAAUUAUCUCAGACUCUCCAGGAUUUAGAAAUCUUUUUCUUUCUUUGACAGCCAUUUUGGAUUUCGCGGAACAUAUUGAUCGUGUAGAAUUCAUGAUUUUUUUCCAGGUAGAACCGUUGGACCCGAUGCCGAUGAACAGCAUGCACCUGCCGUACAUGGCGAUGAUGCAGGAGGAGAUGAAGCCGAAAAUCGUUAGUUUGUUGCUACAUUUCAAGGCGAAAGCCAGAUCGAUUCGGUUGCAAGUCUAAUUGACUUCAUUACUUGGAAAAUUUUUAUUUGUAUGCGCCCGUAAUUUUUUUUUUGCUUUUUGACUCUCGGGUGACGGUAAAGAAGGCGCAUGCAGGCCGGACUUUCUCGAGUUAUGGAGAGGGAAGCAGACAUCAGAAUUUCAUGAAAAAAUUCACAAAAAGUGAAAAAUCAACAAUUUUGUUCAUAGGGCGAACUUGUUAUUUUUUUUCCCAGGGCUAUUCCAUCGUUUGAGCAUAUUUCAUUGAUCUCACUAUCGGUCUUUCGCUUCAACUUGAUAGAUUCCUAAUUUUCUGCACUCUCUUGCUAUUUUGAUGCAUAUAUGACCUCGCCGUUGAGAGAAAAGAGAGCGCAGAAAAGUCAGUCUUCCACAAAUUGUGACGAAUAGAGUAAAUAAAAAAAGUGUUCCAAUUCAAGGACCAACAACAGGCGCGGAUGUACCACGGCACGUCGUUUCCGUCGCCUUCUGAAUUCGGACACGCCCCCUUGACGCCCGAAUCCGGAUUCUACGACGACUUCUACGCCGCCAACUUUCAUCAUCACGCGCCGAGCCCGUCGAAUCAGCCGCUGAGAAUGGUGGGUAACAUGAGCAAUGUGGUGCACUUUCGCCCGACCUAAUGUGGCUCACGCGACGAAGCCUUUCUCAGUGUGGUUUUUUUUGCUGCAAAAAUUUAAUAUUUUUCGAGUAUCGUACUGAAGAAUUUAUCGAUCAAAAAGGGUGAAAACAUCUUAAAGCUAAAUUUGAAUAUGUGCUCAGAAAGAGCCUAGGAAACCAGUGAAAAGACUUUUUACGGCUCAAAACAACGCAAAUUGGAUCAAUAUGAGCCAAAAAUAAAAACUUUGAUGAAACUUCGAAUUUUUUCCUGGCAUUCAGCUUUUCUUUUUUUGAAUAUAUUCAUUCAAGCCGCCAAUGGACGUCAGUGUCAUGCAGCAGUUCGCUCAUCAGCACCCGUUCUACGUCCAUACGUCACCUCCUUCCUCCGCCCAUGACCAGGUGAUUAAUUCACUAAUCAACAGGUACCGAAAAACCGGCAAAAAAUGUUAAAUUCGACAAGAGAAAUGUUUUUCAAGCAACUUUCGCGCUUUUUUUGGUGUAUUCAAGAAUCCCGAACGCACUUAAAUGGGCUAAACGGUUUGUAGGUUCGGAACUUCUUUGUUUGAACUCUUUUUUUAAAGUCUCCAAAGGCAUAGAUGAUCAUAGCGGCUCAAAUCCCAAUUUCGAAAAAUGAAAUUUUAGAUUUAAAGAUCUUAAUUUUUUACAAUUCAUAUCAUUAAAAUCUGAGGUUCGAGCAGGUUUUCCCUUUUGAGAACCUACAUUAGGACCUUAAAAGAGUUUAACGAGAACGCUUUGACCCAUUCUAGAUGCGGCCAGAAUAAUGAAGUUCUUCAUUCCUCAGACUUUGAAAAAAUAAAAAUAAAAACAAGCUUCAGGACGACAUGAGGUCGAUGUCGUCAGGCUCCUCGUCGGGUUACGGUAGCGUGCCUUCCGAAGUCUGCGACGCCUUCCACGCUGGUCAACAACAACAGCAACAGCAACAACAACAGCAGCAACAGCAGCAGCAGCAGCAGCAACAACAACAGCAAGGAGGACAAGGCCAAGGCCAAGGACAUCAGAACGGUCCGCCGUCGACGUCGUCCUCCGUGGAGAACGAGCUUCUGCCGUCGAUCGUCGACUUCCGGUUCGCCUCGGCGUUGAACGCCUCCAACGGCUGGAGCGACAUGUGGCAGAGCCAAGUACUCGGCAAUCCACAAGCCUUCGAUCAGAUCCCAAUUUGA